UUCACAUCUCCCGGCCACUAAAGCUCCCUCUCAAAUCUCGACCCAUCUCUGUAGCUAGAGUUUCGUCGCCGGCGUUGCUCCAGUGGAUUCUCUCCGUCCCCUGCCACCUGCUGGAUGGUGCUCCUUGAACAGGGCCGCGCGGAGGCCCUCCUUCCAUAGGAUGUGUUGACGCGGUACACCCGGCGGCAGCGGCAUGUUCGGGAUGAGCGCAGGCGCGACGACCUUGUUCCGCUGGACGAUGGCAGCGGUGAACGCCGGUGCUCCUUCUCGUCCUCUACCUCCAGUGACGCGCGCCGGUACAACUCAGGCACCCCCGUCCCUGAAUCCCGUCCACGCAUGUCCAGCUCAUCCUCACACCCGUGGAUUCGCGUCCUGCUGUACACAUCACUUGCAUCGUGGUCGUGGAACUUUGCUCCCAUCUAAUCCAGUUGGGUUGUGUCAAAGGAAGGGAAGAGGGAAAUGUCUGGUUUGGUUGUGUAUAGGGAAAGGAAGACGGCAAUGUCAUGGAGCAGCUGCAAGGGCAUGCCAGGAGAGGAGGGCCGAAGAUGAAGGUAUGAUCGGGUCGUGGGCUCUUGGUGCUGCUCAUCAUAAUCUGCUUUGACAUGAUUGUUGCCAUCAGGAGGACUACCAGCAAGAACCUAAAUGACGUCCUCAAUAAUUUAAAUGUGUUGAUGAUGUAAACUAGAUUGUGCUGAUUUCCAACCUUGCCUAGUGUUGUAUUUAUUAAUUGAUGUUGUAAAUUAUCAUUACAUGGGGGAUUUUGUAAUCUGUUAUGUUGUAGGUAUGGCCGGAUGGCUAUGUAAAUAAUAUGUGAUCUGUGUAUUGUAUAACACAGAAAUACUUGGUUUUGGGGCAAAAUUGGAAGUAUUUGUGUGAAG
Messenger RNA from Triticum dicoccoides, 878 nucleotides. RefSeq lists its product as uncharacterized. The record is from RefSeq and is a predicted model, not a curated record. NCBI's taxonomy places the organism in Eukaryota, Viridiplantae, Streptophyta, Magnoliopsida, Poales, Poaceae. The coding region runs from base 194 to 601 and encodes 135 amino acids. The transcript is spliced from 3 exons.